AGAAAUUGUAAUCUUGUCUCCAAUAGUGUGCAGUGAACAUAUAUUUGUAUGUUAAGGAUUUGAUCUUCUCUCUAAUAGUGUGCAGUGAACAUAUAUUGGGUAAAGUGUGCAGUGAAUAUGCAGUAAAUAUCUCCAAUUGUGUGCAAGUGUGCAAGUAAACAUAUAUUGUUUAACAUAUGCAAUGAACAUGUUAUUCUGUAUAAUCAUAUUAAUAUGUGUACAAAUAAGUGUGAAGUGAAUGUAUAACAGUAAGAGCAAGCCUAGUAGUUAGCUGAGUACAUGUAAACUUUAAACCAGCACCUAAAGGGCAAACAGCCAAGAAUAUACCUGAGUUCAAAAGGCACAGCCAAAAAUAUAGCAGGUUCACAGCACAAGACCAUAUCUGUGGGAAAAGUCUGCAACACUACAUGUAUAAAAGCAAGACAGGGACACAGAGAGGCAGAGGUUCAUGGAGAGACAUUUGUUUGUCUGUUAGCCUCUCGUUUUUAUUGUCUGGCAAUAAAUCCAACUUUUGAAAUCAAGACCCACUGACUCGAUUGCUGAUUGAAAGAAAAGGAACCGAACACGACAAAUUGGUGACCCCGAGACGUGAUUUGGCUAGGAGCAACGGAGUGGGGACCUCGCUGGCGGAGUCUGAUGCGGGCGACACAAUUGCAGUGGCCACUGUGAAAAAAGCUAUUUAUGUCCAGGAAACCAGGCGACAGCCACCUGAGAAGGGAGAAACGCCAGGACCGGUGGUGCCAGGUGAUCAGGUGUAUCUAAAGGUGUUCCGGAGAAAGUGGAAUGAGCCAAGACGGGAAGGACCAUAUCGAGUUGUGAGAGCCACCCCAACUUCAAUUCAAGUGGAGGGGAGUACAACGUGGUACCAUCUAAACCACUGCACGAGGGUUCCAAAGGAGAAAGUGACAGCAGGAGACCACCAGCGGGAAACUGCCAGCCCAGAAAAGCCCACAGCAGAGAGUGAUGGUGAGCAAAAUGUGGCAGAGAAUGAUGAAUAAAACUAUUAGACAAGUGACUAUGAUAAUAUGUCUAAGCAUCAUAUACAUGCCACAAAAUCAAGCCACUAGAAACAAUAUAACUCAAAAUCCAACCACUCUCAAUGACGACCUCCAACUUAUGAGAAACAUCUCAGAUACAGGAAGCAUAACUCAAAGGCCCAAUUACACUUCCAUGCGGACCACACUGCAGUCACUAAGGAAUGAAAGUAGUAGUGCCAAUACAAGUGAACUGCCACUAGAAGAAUAUGGAAAACAGCGAAGGGAUGUUGAUAACUUGUACGUCAUUCACGAGGAACACACAGAACUAGACAUACUUUUGGAAACAGCACAGAGUAAUCAAUGGUUUCAAUGGGCUUCUUUCACAGCAUCAGAAAUUAGCAAAGAGAACUGCCUUUUCUGUACAAAAACUCCAAUGAGUCAAGUGGUUGUGGUCCCAAAUCCUUUCACUUAUGAACAUUGUGCUGAAUUUAACAGAGAUUUCUGUCAUAUGGAACAAGACUUGAGACUUUUCUGUCCAGCUGAAUGUUUGGGUUACUUAAGCCACUCAACACUAAAAACUUUAUUUAGACAUGUUGGACGUUUGAAAUCUAAAUGUAGAAGCUUUGGCAUUAAUGAAAAUUUAAAAGUGAAAAAUAUUCAAGUAGAAAUUCCUCUAUGGUUUUCUAUUGAUUACACAAAAGAAUAUGAAUGUUUUGUUAAACCUUCAGGAGUAGUAGAUGUUGGCAAAUUUAAAGGAAAAUGUAGUGUAAUUUGGAAUCUUGAUCCACAAAAAACUCUUAGAAAUUAUGACGAUCCACCAUUUGCGUCAUCAUUUCGAGCAACAGGAACAAAACAUGGAAAGAUAAUAGAGCCAGCAAAAAAUUGUGAAAAUCAAACUAUAGCUUUACCUGAUAUAGAUAGAUAUAAGGAUCAAACGCUAGCACUAGCAGACUUCUUUUGGAUGUGUGGGAAUAGAAAGCUGUUACCUUCUUUACCCUUAGGAUGGACUGGUACCUGUACUAGAGUACGUAUAAUACAAGAAAUACAAGUUAUAAAUUGGGAUACUGAAUCUACAAUAGGUGAAAGUGACACAAUUAAUUAUAGAGUUAAAAGAAGUUAUAAACCAGACCCUACAGUAUACAUAGAUUCCAUAGGUCAGCCACGAGGUAUACCAGAUCAAUUCAAAGCAAGAAAUGAGGUUAAAUCAGGAAUUGAAUCAAUACUUAUUUGGAUAUCACAAAACAAAAACACAGAAUGGAUAAAUUACAUUUACUACAACCAACAAAGAUUUAUUAAUCACACAAAUGAAGCAUUAAUGUCAUUGGGGGAACAAUUAGAUGCAACUAGUAGAAUGACAUGGCAAAAUAGAUUAGCGCUUAAUUGGAUGUUAGCGGAUAAAUCGGGCGUAUGUGUGCUCUUUGGCGACCAGUGUUGCACUUAUAUACCAAAUAAUACAGCGCCAGAAGGUACGUUUACAAAAGCUAUGACAAAACUCAAAGAAUUACAGGUAGAGAUGGCUACAAAUGCGGGGAGAGAUGAAAAAAUGUGGGACUGGUUUGAUCUGAAACUAGGAGCAUGGGGAGCCUGGCUAGCUAAAAUGGGAAUGUUUUUAGGUGUGGCAAUAUUAAUAGGAGCAUUAUUAUUUUGUUGUGUACUGCCAUUAUUAAAAUCAUUAAUUGUCAAAGCUUCAACAAAGCAAAUGGAAAUGCUACAAUAUCACGGACGUGGGAAAAUGAUGCUUGUAAAUGACCAUUAUGGACAGUCUGGGCACUGGGCAGAUCAACUUAAAUGGCAAACUCAAAUAUCAACAAGUUCUGAAGAGUCUGAAAGCUCAGACGAAGAAAAGGAAUACAAAUGAUUCAUACCCUGGGUGUAAGUGCUAGAACCUCUACCCCAAGGGAAGCCCUCAACGAUGCGCAAAGUAUCUGGGCUGAAGAGGAACACGUUGUGAUGGGCAACUACUUUUGAUGUUUGUGAUUAUUGUGUGAGAUAUAUUAUGUGUGUAAAAGAUUAAUGAUAACAAUAUCUAUAUAUAGUAUUGUAUUCUACAUAACUGUGACACCCACAGGCAAGUGCUGAACCAAUUGCACGCUCAUGCUUUAAACACUAUUUUCUAUGAAACAGAAAAAACAGAGGAAGAAGUCUUUUACUAUCCCUAUGUCAACAGUAGGGGUAGAUGUUUGGCUUCUACUUCUGCCACAGUGCGGUAGCAUAAUCUGGUCAAUUGGUAACUAUUAUGUGGCUAAUAUCAGUCACUAGAUAGUGGUAACUAAGGGAACCGGAUUGUGAAAUUGCACUAUGGGUAAAAAACAAUAAUAUUAAGACUUCAGAAAAAGUCUUAAGAGGAGGGAAUAUGACGGAGAAAUUGUAAUCUUGUCUCCAAUAGUGUGCAGUGAACAUAUAUUUGUAUGUUAAGGAUUUGAUCUUCUCUCUAAUAGUGUGCAGUGAACAUAUAUUGGGUAAAGUGUGCAGUGAAUAUGCAGUAAAUAUCUCCAAUUGUGUGCAAGUGUGCAAGUAAACAUAUAUUGUUUAACAUAUGCAAUGAACAUGUUAUUCUGUAUAAUCAUAUUAAUAUGUGUACAAAUAAGUGUGAAGUGAAUGUAUAACAGUAAGAGCAAGCCUAGUAGUUAGCUGAGUACAUGUAAACUUUAAACCAGCACCUAAAGGGCAAACAGCCAAGAAUAUACCUGAGUUCAAAAGGCACAGCCAAAAAUAUAGCAGGUUCACAGCACAAGACCAUAUCUGUGGGAAAAGUCUGCAACACUACAUGUAUAAAAGCAAGACAGGGACACAGAGAGGCAGAGGUUCAUGGAGAGACAUUUGUUUGUCUGUUAGCCUCUCGUUUUUAUUGUCUGGCAAUAAAUCCAACUUUUGAAAUCAAG
Messenger RNA from Danio rerio (zebrafish), 3859 nucleotides. NCBI's taxonomy places the organism in Eukaryota, Metazoa, Chordata, Actinopteri, Cypriniformes, Danionidae. The record is from RefSeq and is a predicted model, not a curated record.